GGAGGACAUACACUUUCAACCCGGUGUCAAGCUAUUUUAAUUCUGGGUUAUGCGCCGCACAGGUACUGCAUGAGACCAAGUAAAUUUCAUUUGUAUUUUUGUAUUUGAUCUGUUUUGAAGAACUGGAAAUGUUGCCGUUUGUUUGAUUUCCAUUAUUCAGAGCCAGUGUGCUUCUGGAAAUAAUUAAUCCAGCAUAUCAAUAGACUGAUGAGUAGGUGCAUGAGGACAAACACUCUAGCAGGAGUCAAAGCAAAGGUGAACUCAGUGAAAACAACUCUUCUGCAGACCACAGAGCUCUGGAAGCCUGAGUGCCUUUCCUAGGAGUGUCAGCCAACCCAAUGGCCAGAGCUUUCAGCCACAAAUUUUGCUUUCUCCGAGGUGGUGCCUUUAGGGUUUUCAGAUUACAGGAAAGGACCGCAAUGACGUUGCCUGAGAUGGGCCGUGACAUCUUCAGGGCUGCCAUUAACGCUGUGCUUCCAGAUAACAUGAUGCGCCAAAAUCUGGUGUUAGAAGAUGGCCGCCUCCGAGUGGGCAACAAGAGCUAUCCACUGCAAAACAAUCUGUACCUAGUUGGAUUUGGAAAGGCUGUAUUAGGUAUGGCAGCAGCAGCAGAGAGGAUUCUCAGACAACAUUUGAUUCAAGGAGUAAUUAGUGUCCCACAUGGAAUUCAGGAAGAGUUGCAAAAAGCUGGACGAGUAGAUAUGCUACUGAAUGCUGACAGUCCAAUCAGAGUGAUGGAAGGAGCUCACCAUAAUCUGCCAGACCAGAAUGCCAUGGAGGCUGCCAGCACCAUCAGAGACCUAGCAAAUGGACUGACCAACCGUGAUUUGCUAUUAACGCUCAUCUCUGGAGGAGGUUCAGCCCUGCUACCUGCACCCUCGCCUCCUGUUUCUUUAGAAGAGAAACAGGAACUGACCAAACAACUGGCUGCCAAGGGUGCCACCAUUCAGGAGCUCAACACCAUUCGGAAGGCACUUUCACAACUGAAGGGUGGAGGUCUGGCCCGCUAUGCAUAUCCUGCCCAGGUGAUUGGCCUUAUCCUGUCUGACGUUAUUGGAGAUCCUAUGGACCUCAUAGCCAGUGGACCCACUGUUCUUAGUCUUUCUAAUUCACAGGAAUGCUGGGAGAUUUUUGAAAAGUAUGAUCUGUGCUCCUCUCUUCCAUCUUCUGUCAGAGAGGUUUUGAUUGAAAUUGAGACAGACAAGGAACCAGCUGGAAUAUCUAGAACAGACUCCAGCCAUACCUAUAAUGUCAUCAUUGGUUCCAACACACUAGCCCUUGAAGCUGCUUCUGCUUGUGCUGAGCAGCUUGGCUUCCUGCCUAUUGUGCUCUCUCCGGCAGUAUGUGGAGAGGUGCAGGCAGUUUCCCACCUUUAUGGCUUGCUGAUACGCUUUGCCUGUCAGGCCCUGCUCCCUGGAGGGCCCUCAGCUCAUUUGAGAGCUGCUAUUCUUCAGCUGGGCCCAGAAGUUGGAGUCCCUGACUGGGAUCUCUUCCGAACACUCAAGUCCAUAGAAGAGUGCACUGGUUCACUAUGCCUGCUUUCUGGUGGGGAACCCACAGUGCAAUUACAAGGAAAAGGUAAAGGAGGCCGAAAUCAGGAGCUUGCAUUGAGAGUGGCCGUAGAUUUAAGUCAAGGUAUGCCUUUGCCUGCUGGUUCUCAUGAAGUGCUAUUUCUCAGCUUGGGUACUGAUGGACAGGACGGCCCAACAGAUUCAGCUGGAGCGCUAUCGGAACCGAGUCUUGUGCAACAGGCAAUAGCUCAGGGACUCAACCCCUCAGAUUUCCUGAAGAACAAUGAUUCUUAUUCCUUUUUCAGUCAGUUCUCAGGGGGUAGAUGCCUAAUUCGCACUGGACUGACAGGCACCAACGUGAUGGAUGUGCAUUUGGUUCUGAUCCAGAGGACAUGUGACAGCCAAAGUUUCAGUUCACCUGGUCAAUAGGCUUCUUGUCACCUGCACCUAAAAACCAACUACACACAUUUUCCUUACAGUUCAACUUUGUGUCAUUGUUUGUAUUUUUGUAACAACAAUAUGAUGGAACAAGCAUUAAACAUUACUUUCCUCUGCUGCAACAGGAUACUACUGAA
Molecule: messenger RNA, 2086 nt
Organism: Polypterus senegalus (gray bichir)
Lineage: Eukaryota; Metazoa; Chordata; Cladistia; Polypteriformes; Polypteridae
Gene: glyctk
Product: glycerate kinase
Exons: 6
Coding region: 339-1940 (533 amino acids)
Biological process (GO): protein phosphorylation
Cellular component (GO): cytoplasm
Molecular function (GO): glycerate kinase activity
Source: RefSeq, a predicted model, not a curated record